This is a messenger RNA of Beauveria bassiana ARSEF 2860, 783 nucleotides long. Its product is annotated as protein containing DUF88. Bases 1 to 783 code for a protein of 260 amino acids. The transcript has a single exon. Gene Ontology annotation, molecular function: RNA nuclease activity. Lineage: Eukaryota; Fungi; Ascomycota; Sordariomycetes; Hypocreales; Cordycipitaceae. The record is from RefSeq and is a predicted model, not a curated record.
AUGAGCCCAAUCACGGGGGACCACAUCUCAGCCAGCGAGAAAUUGGCCAAGCUCGCCGUCCUCAUCGACGCCGACAAUGCGCAGCCAAGCAUGGCCAGCGCGCUGCUCGCCGAGAUUGCCAAGUACGGCACCCCCUUUGUGAAGCGCGCGUACGGCGACUGGACGGGCAACUCCCUCAAGGGCUGGAAGGAGCGGCUUCUAGAAAACUCGAUCCAGUCCGUGCAGCAAUUCUCCUACACGCAGGGCAAGAACUCGACCGACGCGGCCAUGGUCAUUGACGCCAUGGACCUGCUCUACACGCAGCGCUUUGACGGCUUCUGCCUCGUCUCGAGCGACAGCGACUUUACCCGCCUCGCGUCCCGCAUCCGCGAGUCCGGCCUGGUCGUGUACGGCUUUGGCGAGCGCAAGGCGCCCAAGCCGCUCGUCACGGCCUGCGACAAGUUCAUCUACAUUGACAACCUGUCGUCGCUCGAUGCCGACUACACCGCCUCGCCGCCGGGUCCCCACUCGCGCAGCAGGGAGCAGCCCACCGCGAAGCAGUCGGCCCCUGACCCGCCCUUUAUCAAAAAGGCCGUGUCCGACGACGACGGGUGGGCCAAUGUCGCCCGUCUGGGAAUGCUCAUUACACAGUGGCAGCCCGACUUUGACCCGCGGAGUUUUGGAUUCGAGAAGCUCGGUCUUUUGCUCAGCGCGUUUCCAUUUGUGGAAACGACGCAGCGGUUUCCGGGAGAAGGGAAGCCGCCGGUUUUGUAUGUACGACUAAAGUGGAGAGUAAAUAAGUAA